AUGGCCGGUAUCCAAUCGAUUGCGGAAUACAACACUACAUUACACCUUCACCCGAUUCUUGUGAUCGAGAAGAUUCGGCCAACGUUUGGAGUCAUCCCCUUUCGGUAUGGUGGGAUUUUAAGAAAGUUCCCCGAUGAUGAUGAUGUGGAAUUUCACGCAUCAAAUGCUGUUCAGGCGGUUCAGGAUCCUUACGCGGCUCUGGGUGUGUCGAGGGGAGCAUCGUCAUCAGAAAUCAAAAAAGCAUAUUACGGUCUUGCGAAAAAGUACCAUCCCGACACCAACAAGGACCCGAACGCCAAGGAAAAAUUCGCUGAAGCGCAACAGUCAUAUGAGAUUCUCUCAGAUCCGAAAAAGAAAGAAUUAUUCGAUCAGUAUGGCGCUGCAGCCUUCUCGCAAGGCGAUCCUACAGCGGGCGCAGGUGCCGGUCCUGGUGGAGGUGGAUUCACCGGGAACCCAUUUGCCGGCGGAUUCGGCGCAGGUGGAUUCGGCGGCGGUGCGGAGUUCAACUUCGAAGAUCUCUUCUCUGCAUUCGGCGGCACUGGUGCGCGGAGGGGUCGGCGAGGCGGAGCAUCACCCUUCCAACAAGAGGAGAUUCUUGUGGGAGAAAACAUCGAAGUCAAUGCAAGUAUAUCCUUCCUGGAAGCGGCAAAGGGUGUGCAGAAAGACAUCAAUAUUACCCCCCUGGUUAAAUGCAAAACUUGCUCGGGCAGUGGUCUCAAGAAGGGAGCACAAAAAAGCGCCUGCAAAUCCUGUGACGGAACUGGCACGCGUGUUCAUUUCAUGCAGGGAGGUUUUCAAAUGGCCUCCACGUGUGCAACAUGUUCGGGAACAGGUACAACGACUCCGCGCGGAUCCGAGUGUGGAACUUGUCAUGGAAAUGGAGCAGUGCGCGAGCGUCGCUCAGUUACUGUGGAUAUUCCAGGCGGUGUAGAGGACGGUAUGAGGCUGCGCGUCACCGGCGAAGGGGACUUCCCACCUACUGGACAGGCCUCCAACCCGCAAUCACGAACCCAGCAGGGUGACCUCUACGUCCACAUCCGUGUCGCACCCGAUUCCAAAUUCUCUCGCAAGGGUAGCGAUGUCCUCUACACCGCGACCAUUCCUCUCACAACCGCUGUCCUCGGUGGUGAGAUUUCCGUACCGACCCUGGACGGCGAGGUCCGCGUCAAGGUCGCGACAGGCACUGGCACAGGUGACAAGAUCACUCUGAGCGGCAUGGGCAUGAAACAUCUGUCCAGCGGACGACGAGGAGGCUCAGGCGAUCUGCGAGUCGAGUUCAAAGUGCAAAUGCCCAAAUUUCUCUCUGUGAACCAGCGGACGAUCGUGGAGAUGCUGGCGGAUGAAAUGGGCGACAAAAAUGCCAAAAGGAUCAUGAAUCUCAAUAGCUUCAACCAAACCAGCAGCACCAGCGAUGCCACUGGAGAAACGUCGCCGAAGGUCGACCGGGGAAUUCUGGGCAAAAUGUGGUCACAGAUGACCGGUCAUGAGAAGAAGAAGGCUGCCGACGAAAGCGCCAAGAAUGACGUGACGAAGGAUGCGGACGACGAAAAGAAGAAGGCGUCUGGUUCAGGCUGAAUGACCGCUAGUCCACCGAUACCCGCCGGGACUUGACGCAUUGUGGGCCCCAUUCAUCGAUGCAUUUUUAGCGGAAAGAGGGUGUCUUCGUUUCAAGGAUUGCCAAGGAUAAAUCUCCGCUUGCAAUAGAGUCGACUUUGAUCGAAGGAGGAACUCAAGAUCUUCUUGCUCUGCACUCUCUUCUCACCAUUUAGCCCCUAUUUGUAUUAUAGCGUUAUUGCCGUUGUCCACCAGAAGGGGUGGGUCGUGGAUAUAGAUUUCUGAAAAACUGUAUUACAACAAAAAUUUUACAUCAUUCCGAUCCAUAACCUC
Molecule: messenger RNA, 1887 nt
Organism: Dissoconium aciculare CBS 342.82
Lineage: Eukaryota; Fungi; Ascomycota; Dothideomycetes; Mycosphaerellales; Dissoconiaceae
Exons: 3
Coding region: 1-1575 (524 amino acids)
Biological process (GO): protein refolding; response to heat
Cellular component (GO): cytoplasm
Molecular function (GO): heat shock protein binding; ATP binding
Source: RefSeq, a predicted model, not a curated record